AUGGGGUGGCUGAGGUUAAGAACAAAUCACGUGGCUUUCAAAAUCAUAUUUGCCUUACUUUACAUGUACAAUCUUUAUAAAAGUGUUGUCGCCUUCGAUGAGUAUUUGGAGUACAGAUCACCCUUCACCGCCGAGGACUGCGCAAACAUCAAAGCUAAUGGCACUUGCAACUGCUACCGCGAUAAAUACAAUCUGACCAAAUUGGAAUGUGUCAACGCUCAAUUAAACAUCUCAGUGAACAUGGAGUAUGGCAUCGAGCUCAAUUGUGGUAACGAGUUAGAACCGCACAUGACGACGAGCUUACCGCGCCUGGGCAGCAUACGUGAAAGCACCUUUAUAGCGACGCAUAACUGUAAGUACUUUACAGAGUUACUGCUGCAGUUGGAACUGACGCCGAGGCAUACACUUUACGUGCACGGUUUAGCGGGCAUAACGCACUUGAGCCUCAAUACUUUCGGCCACGAUCUCAAACGAUUGCAAAAAGUCACCAUACUAGAGUUGCGUGCCGAGCAAAAGACUACAGCGCCGUUUGAGUUGGCAUCCCACGCUAGGCAAGAGCUCGACGCCAACAUACUUACGCCAAUGCCAGCGUUAUUUCGGCUCACCAUCGAGUUGAACUACACCGAACUGCCGGCGGACUUACUUGCGCCCGUGCCAAACAUAAAUGAUAUUACUUUAUUGGGUCGCUUGCUGGAAUUUCCACGUGCUACCUUUCGUGUGCUUAAGCGUCUGCGUGAGCUCUCCAUGCGCGAGCAUCAAUUCGAACAUCGUUUGCACCCGGAGAUUUUUCAGAACUUGACCAUGAUUAGAGGGCUCUAUUGGAUAAACUGUAGCAUAACGUUUUUGCCAGCACACAUCUUUUCACCGUUGAAACUGUUGCAACGCCUGAAUUUAAUGGACAAUCGGCUGAGCGAGCUGCCGGCUGCGUUGCUAGCCCAGCAACAGCGUUUACAAACACUGAAUUUAAGUGGAAAUCGUUUACAAGCUUUGCCCUUGCGUUUCUUUGAAGCCACCAGCAAGCUCUUGAAGUUAAUUUUGAGCCGCAAUCGAUUGCGUCAUUUAGACGCGCGCAUACUACCCCCACUCACCGCCAUGAUCGAGCUCUCGGCGGAUAACAACGAGCUGCGCACAAUAUCCACAGACACCUUCGCUCAACCCAACCGCCUGCAGGGGCUCGAUUUGCGUAAUAAUCAAUUAAGUUGGGCAGCUGGUGCGGACUGCAUUAUUUUCGCUGGUCUGUCACGCUUACAACGUCUUCUACUAAGUUUUAACUCUAUUGAGCAUCUGUGCGAUCGACUGGGUACCAGCAACCACUCAACCAGCGCACUCACCGUACUCGAUGUGCGUCAAAAUCAGCUGAAGCUACUCAGUCCACAACUAAUUAAUACGCUGAACACCAGCAUUGCACUGACAACCGUUUAUCUUUCGGAAAAUCCAUGGUCUUGCAACUGUAGCGCUCAGCCACUGCUGAACUUGGUCAAGAGUAAUCGCAAGCGUUUGGCUGAUGCACGUUACAUGCGUUGUGCGGACAAACAACUCUCACCACUACGCGAGUUAUCCUACCGGGACUUCUGUCUACCAGAGAUCGGCGUGCGCACUGUACUGGUGGUCAUACUGGUUUGCCUCAUCGCACUCGGCUUGAUACUCACCACCACCGCGCUGUGCUACUACAAAUAUCGCAUCGAAUUGAAGAUUUGGCUCUAUGCACACCGCCUCUGCUUGUGUUGUGUGAGUGAAAGGGAUGUGGAUCGCGAUCGUAAAUGGGAUGCAUUCAUAUCCUACUCACAUCACGAUGAAGAGUUUGUGGAGAAAGAGCUUGUGCCGGGGCUGGAGCACGGCACGCCUGCAUUCAAAACCUGCAUACAUGUACGCGACUGGCUGGCAGGCGCAUAUAUACCCGAGCAGAUUAUUGAUUCGGUUGUACAAUCACGUCGCACGAUUAUUGUGCUCUCUCAAAACUUUAUCGAAUCGGAUUGGGCUCAAAUGGAAUUUCGUACGGCUCAUCAGUGUGCUGUGAAUGAGGGUCGGUCACGUAUUAUACUCGUAGUUUAUGGUGAAAUUCUAAAUACCGAGUUGCUGGAUCAAGAGCUGAGAGCCUAUUUGAAAACGAACACCUACCUGAAGUGGGGCGACCCGUGGUUUUGGCGUAAAUUGCGCUAUGCCAUGCCGCAUGCGGAAUGUGAUGGUGGAAAAUUGAGAAGCGAUUUGGGUGAAAAAGAGAACGCAGACAACGCUAUGACCUUUCAUAUGGACAUGGACGUGGGAACGAAGAAGUGACGAGGUGGACGGAGAGAACAAAUUAGAAAUUUUACCGCUGUGGCAGACGGACAAUGAGCAUUGAUUGUAAUGGUUGGAUAUUUUGAAUUGUAUUUGUAGAAUAUUCAUUAUCUUAUUUUUGUGCUUUCGUUU
Messenger RNA from Ceratitis capitata (Mediterranean fruit fly), 2409 nucleotides. RefSeq names its product protein toll-like. Gene Ontology annotation, cellular component: membrane. The record is from RefSeq and is a predicted model, not a curated record. The transcript has a single exon. Gene Ontology annotation, biological process: toll-like receptor signaling pathway; innate immune response. NCBI's taxonomy places the organism in Eukaryota, Metazoa, Arthropoda, Insecta, Diptera, Tephritidae. Bases 1 to 2277 code for a protein of 758 amino acids. Gene Ontology annotation, molecular function: transmembrane signaling receptor activity; protein binding.